Messenger RNA from Penicillium daleae, 1758 nucleotides. RefSeq names its product beta-catenin-like protein 1. The transcript has 10 exons. The record is from RefSeq and is a predicted model, not a curated record. Lineage: Eukaryota; Fungi; Ascomycota; Eurotiomycetes; Eurotiales; Aspergillaceae. Gene Ontology annotation, cellular component: spliceosomal complex. The coding region runs from base 1 to 1758 and encodes 585 amino acids.
AUGACGAGCGUCGACGAGCUCUUCAAAAAGCCACUGCCUGCAGGCGGCUCCAAGCGCAAGUUUGAGCCUGUCCAGGACCCUAAUGAGCUAUACAAAGCGGCAAAGCUGGACUCCAAUGGCGACGUGAAGUCAAAGGGCAAGGGAGCCAUGGUGGAGGACGAGUUUGACGAGGACGAUGGCGAGGCUGGACCUGAACUACCUCCGGAUUUUGAGGAAGACAUUCCCGACGAUGAGGAGGGCCGCUUUUUCGGUGGUGGCAUGGAGCAGAAGACUGCCCAGGCCAUGCAAUAUAUCGAUCAAAACGAAGAGGAAGAAGUUGCGCCCGAGAAAUUCGAUGCCGCCUGGGUGCGCCGUUUCGCUUUGAACUUUGAGAAAAAGAUAUCCAAGAACGCCGAGCUUCGUGCCAAAUUCGAGAAUGACCCGCAAAAGUUCAUGGCAUCCGAAGCCGACCUCGACACCGAGAUCAAGGGACUGUCUAUUCUGUCAGAGCACCCUGAGAUCUAUGAAGAAUUUGCCAAGAUGGGCUGCGUCGCCUCAUUGGUCUCGCUACUGUCUCAUGAGAAUGCGGAUAUUGCCAUUGGUGCCAUCCAGAUUAUCGGUGAACUAACAGAUGAGGAUGUCGAGGCUGAACAGGAGCAGUGGGAUAGCCUUGUUAAUGCUAUGAUGGAUGCCGACCUUAUCGAACUCUUGACUCAAAAUCUCUCGCGCCUAGACGAAGGCGCAGACACUGACAGGACGGGUGUCUACUACAUUCUGAGUGUUCUGGAAAAUCUAUCAUCCCAAUCCCCACUCGCAGAGAAGAUUGGACAAGAUGCUGCCAUUUUGCCUUGGAUUCUAUCCCGCAUACAGCAGAAAGAAACCCCGGUGUCCCAGAACAAGCAGUAUGCUGCGGAGAUUCUCGCAAUUCUCCUGCAGUCUUCACCAAAAAAUCGAGAGAAGUUUGUUGGUCUUGACGGUGUCGAUGCCCUCCUUCAACUCCUGAGCCAAUAUCGCAAGCGGGACCCGCCAAAGGACUCCGAAGAGGAGGAAUAUGUGGAAAACCUGUUUGACUCCCUGGCUUGCCUCGUCGACGAUGACGCUGGGAAUGAGAAGUUCCUCGAUGCAGAGGGCAUUGAACUUGCUCAAAUUAUGCUCCGAGAGAGCAAGUUCAGUAAGCCUCGAGCUCUCAAGAUUCUCGACCAUGCUCUCGGUGGUGCAGGAGGAGGCUCGGCAUGCGAGCGACUUGUUGAAGCGGCAGGGUUGAGAACAAUCUUUGGAAUGUUCAUGAAAAAGCAAGAAGGUCAAAAUAUUGAGCAUCUGCUGGGUAUAUUCGCUUCUCUUCUUCGUCUUCUACCCGGUGGUUCUGCUCCGCGGAUUCGAGCACUCGCCAAGUUCAUGGAGAAGGAUUACGAGAAGAUUGAGAAACUCAUCAAGUUGAGACGAGAAUAUGCCGCUCGUGUAUCUCCCGUCGAGCAGGCAAUUGAGAAGGAGCGUAAAGGUCUUUCUCAAGAUGAUCAGGACUUUAUGGCUGGAGAGUGGUUGUCACGCCGGUUUGACGCUGGUCUAUUCUCUUUACAGACUAUCGAUGUCAUCCUGGCAUGGCUGGUUGCCGAAGAUGAUGGAGCGAAGAAGAAGGUUGUCUCUCUUUUGGCAGACCGGGAUGAGGAUCUGUCCUUGGUUCGGAGCACUCUGCAAGAACAAUUGGAAGGGCUUGGAGAUGAGGACCAGGGUCAGAAAGACUUUAAGGAUAUGCUGAGCACUUUGCUUCAAUUUGUGUAA